CUUUGAGAUUCGAUAAGACGGGCGGUCUGUGAGUCGGCUGGAGGAUCUGGCGAGCGCAGCGAGGCUUCCUUCUCAAUGGCAUGUUUCUGGCCUGCUGGCAAUGUUGAUGCUGCAGUGGCGGUGGCAUAACAUCGUCGCGCACUGCUCUGCGCGACAAAUCGCUGCUGUCCGAGAACCGCAGCCAUACGCUUGCUACAGGUCCGGAGAGACAUGCCGGUGGCUUGUUACGUGCUUGCGCACUUCUUGCAACGCUCGAUCUGAUAUGCACGAGCACUUGCAGCUGAGAGGUUGAGCGCAAUGGCGACACGGCGUGGGCAGCUUUUCUGUUUCACCUGCAGAUCAGCCCAGUCAUGCCCAGAGAUCCGACAAGCUCUCGGAUCACGGCACAACGCGCCUGGUAGAUCAUCACAGAUAGUUCUAUUAUAUUAGUGAUCGUUGUUCCCAGCAUAUUUACUUCGUCUCUGCCGCCUCCACGUUAAAGGAUGUAUCGCUCAACAGCGUCUGCCUCCGUUCACCAAUUUUCAAGUGCGAUUGAACAUUCCCUGUGGAAAUCCGGACACGACACGAGAUCUGGUCGGGCAUCAUUUUUUCCCUGCAUCCGGCGAAGGCAGUACUAUCGGGAGCUUCGACUGUCGCGGAGUGGAAGCCGACACAACAUGUCAGCUGAUUACAGGCCACUUGUCACCCAAUUCCCGUCCGCUCUGGUAGAUGAUGAAGGUUUCCGACCAGCAGACUUCGCUAGACGACACACGAUGAGCAGAAAUCCCUAUCGAUACCGCCUUGAAGCUUCAGAAUCCACUUUCAGUCUUUACGCCGGCCAGUCCGCUCACUUCCACAGCCAUGUCCGAGGGAGCUUGAAUGCCUAGACCUUGGCAAAUCCCGGUGGCUUGCAGUAAAGCAGCGACUGGGCAGCUCGUGCCGGACUGAUCUGCCAGAUACAGAUAUCUUCCGACGAGAGGCACCGAGACCAAAGAAUGUCACCCAUCCUCGGUCCUGCUUUGCUCAUGAAAUGCCUUUGGACCGUCGCAGCUACGAGCUCCAUGAGCGGGAACAAAAUGAGCACCUUCUCAAGGAUCUUUCCGUGGACGCCUUACAAAUUACGUAGGGCGCCGACAGUCGUCCAGGACUGAGGAGCUCGCUGUCGCAGAUACUUCAGAGGCCAAGUUCUAGCUUCGGAGCCAGGUGCGGGUCCUGCAGCGUACACCUGGGCACAUGAGCAACUCUGCGGUCUUGUCUCCCGCGGAGCGGAUGCGGUGCAGACUUCUAGAAAAUCUCACGCCGAGGGAGAUAUGGCAUCGGUCCAAUUGACGAGUGUUGAUGUGCAUGUCGUAUGCACGCUCACUUCGAACGGUCUGGACUCAGCCUGGCCGCCACGCGCCAAAUAAGCUUGCCAUUAGGCUCGCUUGGCCUCAGCACUUAUCUGGAGAAAUAUCUGGGGCAGAAACUGCCCCAUCGAUGUGCCGUAUGCAAUGUGCGGUGCCGUGGCUUUUGUUGGGCGUCGUGUGAUUUCCAAGCACGCGUUGUCAUGCGGCAAAUGCGGGUUAUCUAGAGAUGGGAAGAUGGAGGCUUGCAAUGGUGGUGGCCCGUGGAUCAAGCCAAGUCGCCUUCUAUGCUUGGGAUUUUCUUAUAAGGUCGCCUUAUCUCUUGACGUGCGAGGGUAGAGACGUGUAUCAGAGGUCUCCAUCGAGCCGCCUGGGCCCCUUUUCACUUUGAGCCCUAGCACACCUCGACGAUAAACACCAUGGCCGACGUCGAAAAAGUCGGUGCUGUAUCCACCAUCGAGAGAACGAUCUCGGACGACUCCUUGGUCGCAGAUGCGCGUCUCGCAGAAUUCACGCCUGCCGAGGCGAAGAAGCUGAUAUGGCGAAUCGAUGUGCGCCUUGUCCUUACGCUUGGUUUCAUGUACUGCGUAUCAUUGAUGGAUAGGACCAAUCUCGGCAUUGCGGUUGUUGCUGGUAUGGGCGUCGACCUCAAGCUGAUCGGCUUUCGCUAUUCGACUCUUGUCCUGGUCUUCUUCAUCACCUACGUCUUCCUCCAACCUCCCGCUACCGUCGUGCUUCGAAAGGUGGGACCGAGAAUAUUCUUGCCAAGUAUCACUAUGCUAUGGGGAAUCACGAUGAUCACAUUCGGCUUCGUAAAGUCGUGGACAGAUAUGCUCCCUCUUCGUUUGGUCCUUGGUAUUUUUGAAGCGGGCUUCUUUCCGGGCUGCGCCUAUUUGUUGUCCUGCUGGUACCCUCGCUACGAGCUGCAGAAGCGUUACGCUGUCUUCUACCUUAUCGGCAGCUUGUCCAGCGCCUUCUCCGGCAUCCUCGCCUACGGCUUCGCUCAUAUGGACGGGCUUGGCGACCUUGGUUCCGCAUACGGUCAACACUAUGGCCCAACCAAGGCCAACCCAGAUAUUAAGCCCGGUAUCAUGCCUGGAAUUGCGGGAUGGAGAUGGAUCUUCAUCAUGCAAGGCCUCCUCACUGUCAUCGUCGCUAUGAUCGGAGCUUUCACAAUCGCAGACUUCCCCGAAAAGGCCGCCCGCAAGUCCAAGUCCUUUGCUCUGUCUUUCCUCACCGAGAAGGAAGCCAACUUCGUCGUGGCCCGCAUUGAGAAAGACCGACACGAUGCUAUCGCUGAGCCUUUCCACCUGGCGACAUACCUCCGCUGCGCAGCUGACUCUAAGAUUUGGGGCUUCGCAUCCCUCUUCAUGUUGACCACAACCAGCACAUACGCGAUCGCCUACUUCCUGCCAAUCAUUCUCCAUGAGAGCAUGGGCUACGAUGCCGCAAUGGCUGAGUGUUUGAUCGCACCGCCUUACGUCGUCGCUGCACUCUGGAUGUUCGCCUGUGCCUGGUAUGGCGACAAACACCACAUCCGAGGCCCAAUAAUCGUCAUUAAUGCUCUCCUUGGAAUCGUUGGAUUGCCUUUGCUCGGCUUUUGCGAGAACGCUGGUCUGCGUUACUUUGGUGUCUUCCUCGCAACGACGAGCUGCAACGCAAAUGUACCAGCGAUCUUGAGUUACCAGGCCAACAAUCUUCGUGGCCAGUGGAAGCGUGCACUUGCCUCAGCAACCCUAGUGGGUGCCGGUGGUAUUGGUGGCAUCAUUGGCUCGACCGUCUUUCGCAGCCAGGACAAGCCCGGAUACAAACCAGGUAUUUACACAUGUAUCAUCGCAUGUGCCUUGAUCGUUCUUAUUACUUGCGUGAUGGAGCUUAAGUUUCACCGUGCCAACAAGCGUGCUGCGGCAGGCGGAAAGGUCAUCGAGGGGCUUGCUGGAUUCCGAUACACUCUGUAGAUAGUCACAGAUGACUACAGUGAUUAAAGAAGACAUUGCCAUUUC
This is a messenger RNA of Pseudocercospora fijiensis CIRAD86, 3325 nucleotides long. RefSeq lists its product as uncharacterized. Lineage: Eukaryota; Fungi; Ascomycota; Dothideomycetes; Mycosphaerellales; Mycosphaerellaceae. Gene Ontology annotation, biological process: transmembrane transport. Gene Ontology annotation, cellular component: membrane. The transcript has 5 exons. The record is from RefSeq and is a predicted model, not a curated record. The coding region runs from base 1742 to 3280 and encodes 512 amino acids. Gene Ontology annotation, molecular function: transmembrane transporter activity.